Haliotis rubra (blacklip abalone) is the source of this 1020-nucleotide messenger RNA. Its product is annotated as GATA zinc finger domain-containing protein 14-like. Bases 1 to 1020 code for a protein of 339 amino acids. The transcript has 5 exons. NCBI's taxonomy places the organism in Eukaryota, Metazoa, Mollusca, Gastropoda, Lepetellida, Haliotidae. The record is from RefSeq and is a predicted model, not a curated record.
AUGGCGGAGAAAAUACUAACAACUACCAACCACCACUGUCUCUACCUCUACUACAACAACUGCGACAGCAACCACAGCAUCCACUACUACAAUUACAACAGCAAUCACCACAUCCACUACCACAAUUACAGCAACAACCGCAUCUUCUGCUACAAUUACAACAGCAACCACCACAUCCACUGCUACAAUUACAACAGCAACAACCACAUCCACUGCUACAAUUACAACAGCAGCAACAACAUUCACUACUACAAUUACAACAACAACCACCACAUCCACUACCACAAUUACAGCAACAACCACAUCCACUACCACAAUUACAGCAACAACCACAUCCACUACUACAAUUACAACAGCAACAACCACAUCCACUACUACAAUUACAGCAACAACCACAUCCACUACUACAAUUACAGCAACAACCACAUCCACUACUACAAUUACAGCAACAACCACAUCCACUACCACAAUUACAGCAACAACCACAUCCACUACUACAAUUACAGCAACUACAUCCACUACUACAAUUACAACAGCAGCCACCACAUCCACUGCUACAAUUACAACAGCAACCACCACAUCCACUGCUACAAUUACAACUGCACAACCACCACAUCCACUACUACAAUUACAACAACCACCACAUCCACUACAACAAUUACAACAACCACCACAUCCACUACCACAAUUACAAGAGCAUCCACUUCAACAAUUACAAGAACCACCACAUCCACUGCUACAAUUACAACAGCAACAACAUCCACUACCACAAUUACAACAGCAACCACCACAUCCACUACUACAUCCACAUCCACUGCUGCAAUUUACACAAUUACACACACAGCCACCACAUCCACUACAACAAUUACAACAACCACAUCCACUACAACAAUAAGAGCAACCACCACAUCCACUACAACAAUUACAACCACAUCCACUACAACAAUAAGAAUCAAUGACACUCGCCAAAAGGUGAGCAUGGAGAUGAGAAAUCACAAAGUGAGGCUGAUCUUAGACUAA